Messenger RNA from Mycotypha africana, 609 nucleotides. RefSeq lists its product as uncharacterized. The record is from RefSeq and is a predicted model, not a curated record. The transcript has a single exon. The annotation marks the transcript as partial. Lineage: Eukaryota; Fungi; Mucoromycota; Mucoromycetes; Mucorales; Mycotyphaceae.
ACUUUGUAUUCCUUAUGUCUCGAUUACAUAAAAAAUCAUACUGAAGAGAUUGUAUCAAUUGAAGGAGUUCCUUUUCACCCUACCAUCGAAGUUAUUCUAAAUCAUGUAUUUACCUCAACAGAUUCCCCUUUGAACUCGUCCUUUCUGUCUGCUGUCGCCAAAUCAUAUGAUGAUGAACUAAGGAGUGCCAAUCUUCCGUGGACAAAAGUAGUGUUAUCUAAAGGAGCUUCGCGCUCUGCUAUACCGUCUUUUAUUGCACUUUCAACUGAAUUUCCUAAAUUUAUCACUCAUCUCGACAUCAGUAGAUGUAACAUUGACGACGACGAUCUUUUACUUCUCAAAGGCUUCAGUAAUCUGAAGGUUCUCCAUAUGUGUCAUAAUCCAGAUAUAUCAGAUAUUGGCAUUUCUUAUUUAACGAAUAUGGCAGUUUCAUCUUUUAUUGGAAUGCCCUAUCUGGAAGGCUUGAACUUGAGUGGCUUAUCUCGGGUCACCGACAAAAGUCUCAAAUGCUUUCGAAAAUUAAGUAGUAUCAUUUACUUGAACAUAUCCAACACCAGUGUGAUUGAUAUUGUGGCUCAGAAGUUUCUGACAAGUUUGGGUUUUCAUCAA